This is a messenger RNA of Trypanosoma grayi, 1503 nucleotides long. Its product is annotated as aldehyde dehydrogenase, mitochondrial precursor. Lineage: Eukaryota; Euglenozoa; Kinetoplastea; Trypanosomatida; Trypanosomatidae. Bases 1 to 1503 code for a protein of 500 amino acids. Gene Ontology annotation, molecular function: aldehyde dehydrogenase (NAD+) activity. The record is from RefSeq and is a predicted model, not a curated record. The transcript has a single exon.
AUGUUUGUUGCCACCGCCCGUGCCCUCAAUGGCAAGCCGCCAGCUAUCAAGUGGUUGCAAGACAAAAUGCUCAUCAAUGGCAAAUUUGUGCCUGCCGUUUCGGGAAAAAUGAUGGACGUCAUAAACCCGGCGACGGAGGAGGUGUGCGCCCGCGUGGCUGAGGCGGAUGCCGCCGAUGUGGAUCUCGCCGUUACGGCUGCCCGCAAGGCGUUUGACAGUUACCGCACCACCGACGGCGCCUACCGCCGCUCGCUGAUGUUGAAACUGGCCAACCUCAUCUACCAGCACCGCGAGGAGUUGGCCGCGAUUGAGACUCUUGAUAAUGGCAAGUCGUACAACGCCGCGCUGAACGUGGACCUGCUGCUGAUGGAGGAGUGCUUCCGCUACUACGCGGGGUGGGCGGACAAGAUCUACGGCCGCGUCGCCCCUGUCAGCGGGUGCAACUUCAGCUUCGUGAAGCGCGAGCCGGUGGGAGUAUGCGGGCAGAUCAUCCCGUGGAACUUCCCACUGCUGAUGGCCGCGUGGAAACUCGCCCCCGCCCUUGCGAUGGGAAAUACCGUCGUGCUAAAGCCGGCAGAGCAGACGCCGCUCGGUGCGCUGCGCCUCGGCGAGCUGCUGAUGGAGGCCGGUUAUCCCCCGGGCGUCGCUAACAUUCUUCCGGGCUUCGGCAGCACUGCCGGCGCACACCUCGUGCGGCACCGCGAUGUGGACAAGGUCGCCUUUACCGGCUCCACUGCUGUUGGCCGCCAGAUCUUGUGCAUGGCGGCGGAGAGCAAUCUGAAACGGGUGACGCUCGAGCUCGGCGGCAAGUCGCCGCUCAUCGUCUGCGAUGACGCCGACCUCGACGCCGCCGUGGACGUGGCCUCGCACGGCGUGUACUUCAACAUGGGCCAGGUCUGCACUGCGUCGUCCCGCAUCUUUGUCGACGCCAAGGUGCACGACGACUUUGUGGCGCGGCUCAAGGUGGCAGUGGAGAAGCGGCGCGUCGGCCCCGGCAACGACCUCGCAAACGAUCAGGGCCCGCUCGUCUCAGCGCGGCAGCAGCAGCGCGUGCUUGAGUACAUCGAGAAGGGGAAAGCAGAAAGGGCAACACUCGUCACAGGCGGCGGCAGGCAUGGCACCCGCGGCUACUUUGUGCAGCCCACCGUCUUCACGGACGUCACAGACAACAUGACAAUCGCGCGUGAAGAGAUCUUCGGUCCCGUCGCGAGCGUUUUGAAGUUCCACACAAUGGAGGAGGCGGUGGAGCGCGCCAACGCAACGACGUACGGCCUCGCCGCCGGCAUCUGCACAUGCGAUCUUGAUAAGAUCAUGCACUACUCAUCCUUCCUGAAGGCUGGCACGGUGUGGGUGAACUGCUGGAACCGUUACGAUGCCGCCAUGCCGUUCGGUGGGUGCAAACAGAGCGGCAUCGGCAGGGAGUUGGGGGAGGAGGCGUUGUCCAAUUACACGGAGACCAAGUCUGUAUUCAUCGCGCUAAAGAGUCCGUUUGUCAAGAACUAA